CCUGCCUCGGUUGACACGACAAAGCUGAUGUGGACUGGCACAGGAUCUUCAGAUGGGUGGCGUGUGCAGGGCGUGUUGUCGACUGGGAGCACCUGUACUGACGGUUGCUUCUAGUGCUGGGCCCGAUGCUCGUUGGCAACCCGAGAUCGCAAAUUCAGGGAUCCAGGUAUCCCUGGACAUUUGCUCUCGAGCUAUCAUUCAUCCGUUGCUGUGGUUGAGUGCUCAGUUCUGUCUUCUGAAGAGCUCCGUAGGCGCGCGGGUUCCUAGCGAUUAUCGAUUAGAGUGAAUGUCGAUCUGGCUGGCACCAAGGACCACCCCUGUGGCCCAGUGUAAGAGCUGAGCAUGGGCUGGAGUUGACGCCGGACGGAGGCCACUUGCGAUGG
This is a messenger RNA of Aspergillus saccharolyticus JOP 1030-1, 383 nucleotides long. RefSeq lists its product as uncharacterized. The coding region runs from base 53 to 286 and encodes 77 amino acids. The record is from RefSeq and is a predicted model, not a curated record. The transcript has 2 exons. Lineage: Eukaryota; Fungi; Ascomycota; Eurotiomycetes; Eurotiales; Aspergillaceae.